Molecule: messenger RNA, 2511 nt
Organism: Acanthosepion pharaonis
Lineage: Eukaryota; Metazoa; Mollusca; Cephalopoda; Sepiida; Sepiidae
Source: the annotation of a GenBank genome assembly
AUGUCCUCAAUCGAGUUUUUUUUUUUUUCUUCCCCUUUUUCCCUUCCCUCUCUUCCCCCUUUUUUCCCUUUUCCCUCUUUCCCCCUUUUUCCCUUCCCUCUCUUCCCCCUUUUUCCCUUCCCUCUCUUCCCCCUUUUUCCCUUCCCUCUCUUCCCCAUUUUUUCUUUUACUCUCUUCCCUAAUCACUGGGGUCUACUGGAGCAGCCAAUACGAUCUUCCAUAAGUGCUCCCAUUGGUGGCAUUGGGUGCGGUACAAUUGGUAGAGGCUAUCGAGGUGAAUUUUGUCGAUUUCAAUUGGUACCUGGUUGCUAUGAUCAUACAACUGUUGUGGCUGACCAGUUUAUUGUAUGUAUUCGGAAGAAAAAUGUGACAGUCCACCAGCAAGUAUUGUGUGUAAGGAAGCAUAAAAAAGGUUGUUUAGAUUCCUGGAAUUGGAAUUUAAAAGGGGAAGAUGCUACUUAUCACGCUUUAUAUCCUCGUGCAUGGACUAUCUACAAAAUACCUGAGCACAAAGUCCAAUUAAUCUGUCGCCAAGUGUCUCCCAUAUACCCCCAUGAAUAUAAGGACACCAGCUUCCCUUGUGCUGUUUUUGUGUGGAGUGUGAAUAAUCUUGGUGAAGAAGAUAUUGAUGUUAGUAUAAUGUUUACCUUCAAGAAUGGACGAGGAGUAAAGGAGGAUUCCCAAGGUGGUUGUUGGAACCAGUUUUUCUAUGAAUCCAAAGAUCCUGCUGCUGAAGCUGUCUCCGGUGUAACUAUUAACCAAACAAUUCAGAACAUGGCAUGUACUUAUGGAAUUGCUGCACGCCAUCAGGCUGAUGUCUCUGUUAGUCACAGUGUUUUCUUUGAUCCAAAAGGCUCUGGAGACAAAAUCUGGAAGGAUUUAUCAGAAGAUGGUGAACUAACUAAAAGUGAUGCUAAUAUUGAGAUGAAAAGUAAGGAAACGGCCAAGAAUCAAGAAUGUGCUGCUGCUGUCUGUUGCAAAUGUCAUGUGCCAGCAGGUUCUGGCACCAAACAGAUGGAAUUUUGCCUCAGUUGGGAUAUGCCUGUUGUUCAUUUUAAAUCUAAAGGACAGUCUUAUGGCAGACGUUAUUCUCGGUGGUUUGGGCAGAAAGGAGAUGCUGCUCCCCAGCUUUGUGCCUAUGCCCUUCAAAAUUAUUCAAACUGGGAGCAGAAGAUUGAAGAAUGGCAGGGACCUAUAUUAGAAAAUCCUAAUUUACCAGCUUGGUACAAAUCUGCUUUGUUCAAUGAACUGUACUUUGUCAGUGAUGGUGGGACAGUAUGGGUUGACCCAAUAAACCAAGAUGACAUUUCAAAUAAGCCAGAAACACAACUUCCUAAAGUUAUUGAAGAAUAUGGUAAAUUUGCAUAUCUUGAAGGUCAUGAAUAUCGGAUGUAUAAUACUUAUGAUGUACAUCACUAUGCAUCCUUUGCUUUAGUGAUGCUUUGGCCAAAACUACAACUCAGUCUACAGUAUGACAUAGCGAAGUCCAUUGAGCAAGAAGAUCACACUGUUGUUGAAUACUUGAUGGAAGGCGGUAGAGGACCUGUUAAAUUAGCUAAUGCUGUUCCUCAUGACCUAGGUGAUCCAGAGGAUGAACCCUGGACUAAAGUAAAUGCUUACAACAUGCAUCCCACACAUAACUGGAAAGAUCUCAACUUAAAAUUUGUACUUCAAGUUUACCGUGAUUACUCGGCUAUGAAAGACAUGACGUACCUGAAAGACAUGUACCCGAAAGUCAAGGCUAUGAUGGAUGCAGCACUUGUUUGGGAUGUUGAUGGAGAUGGUCUAAUUGAAAAUGGAGGAUUUGCUGAUCAAACCUUUGAUGCUUGGACAGCAACAGGAGCCAGUGCCUACUGUGGAGGAAUGUGGCUUGCAGCCUUGCGUCUUACAGUAGAGAUGGCAAAUAUUCUUGAAGAUUCUGAGAACCAAAAGAAAUACUCAGAAAUACUAGAAAAAGGAAAAGCAGCUUUUGAGAAGAAAUUGUGGAAUGGUCACUAUUACAAUUAUGAUAGCAGCACAGCUCCUUACCAUGACAGCAUCAUGGCUGCUCAGUUAAUGGGUCAAUGGUUCAUGAAGGCAUCUGGAAUUACUGAUGACUCGGUUUUCCCUCCUGACAAAGUUGAAAGUGUUUUGAAAGUUAUAUAUCAACACAAUGUAAUGAAGAUCAAUGGAGGAACAUGUGGAGCAAUCAAUGGCGGCCGACUUGAUCGGAAGAAAGAAACUAGCAAUUGUCAAGCUGAAGAAUUUUGGGUUGGCAUUGUAUAUUCACUUGCAGCUAACAUGAUACAAGAAGGCCUUUGUAAGGAAGGAUUCCAGACAGCAUGGGGUGCCUAUCACAUGUGCUGGGAGAUAUUAGGGUUGGCCUUCCAAACGCCUGAAGCUUAUACCACUGACAAGGUCUAUCGCUCCCUUGGUUACAUGCGGCCUUUAGCCAUUUGGUCAAUGCAUUGGGCUCUCCUCAAAUUUCACCCACAAUUAUUCACUUCCACAAUGCAAUCAUUGACUUCAUGA